Planococcus citri (citrus mealybug) is the source of this 2188-nucleotide messenger RNA. Its product is annotated as dTTP/UTP pyrophosphatase. Gene Ontology annotation, molecular function: nucleoside triphosphate diphosphatase activity. The record is from RefSeq and is a predicted model, not a curated record. NCBI's taxonomy places the organism in Eukaryota, Metazoa, Arthropoda, Insecta, Hemiptera, Pseudococcidae. The transcript has 5 exons. The coding region runs from base 291 to 914 and encodes 207 amino acids.
ACACUAGUGCCUGGUACUUCAACCGUGCAUGACCCAUGUGGUAUUGUUGAAAAAAAAAAUAAUAAAAAAAAUUUGCUGAUUAGAAUUUUUUUCAAAAAAAUCGCUGAAUGGUGAAUGAUUAUUGAAUAGCGAAUGCGUGCAUAUUUAGGUCUAGUUUUAGACUACGUAGUGCCUCAAGAGCUUGUAUAAAACUGAUGAAAGACGUUCGUUCUCAAAAACAUUCAUCUGGUAAUGUAAUUCAUUCUUAUCAAGAAAGUUUCAUUUAAGUAUCAAUUCAUUGUUGAGUGAAAAUGUUGGAACCGGUGUUGUAUUCCAUUCUAAAUAAAAAGAAAAUCGUACUCGCCAGUAGCUCUCCACGGAGAAAAGAAGUAUUGAAGACUGUGGGGCUACAGUUUGAUGUGAUACCAUCGCAAUUUGAUGAAAGCAGUGUGCCGGAGUCAAAAUAUGCAGAUAAAAGGGACUACGUUUUAGAUCUGGCCGAGUAUAAAGUGAUGGAUGUUUUCGAUUCUUUGAAAAAUGCGAACAAUAUUCCAGAUCUCAUCAUUGGAGCAGACACGAUUGUUGAAUUGAACAACAAAAUAUUCGGGAAACCGGCUGAUAAGGAUCAAGCUGUGGAAUAUUUGAAAACGCUUAGUGGACAAACUCAUACAGUUCAUACGGCGGUUGUAAUUAAAACGUUGAAUAAGGCGAAGAAAUUCGUUGAAAGCACCAGAGUUACGAUGGCUCCUUUGAAUGUUGAUACUAUCAAAGCCUAUGUUGAAACCGGCGAUCCUUUAGAUAAAGCUGGAGCGUAUGGCAUUCAAUGUUUAGGAGGAAGUUUGAUCGAAAAAAUUGAAGGCGACUUCUACAAUGUCACCGGUCUCCCAUUACACAAAUUCUGCCUUAAUUUGUUGAGUUUAUUGGAAGAACUGUGAGUUAAAUUUGCUUAAAUGAAGAACAGACCUUUUAAAAAUAAUUAUAAGUAUUAUAAAACAAAAUUGAAAUAUUUUAUUACGCUUUUUUUCUUUAAUAUUUGGACUAUUUCUAGUCUGUUUCUUUUUUCGUUUCUGUUUUUCGUUAAGUUUGAUUUUUUUACUAUAUUAUGUUAAGAAUUAUUAUGUUGGAUGAAAAUUGUUUUCGUUAGUACUUUCUUCGUUAAGUUCAAAUUAUUAUUUUUUUAUUCUUUUACUAUUCAUUGUUUCGAACGUAUUAAAAGUAUUAAAUUGAUAAAAUAUAUGAUAUGAGUUAAUACAAACGUUCGUUUACUUUUUUUGAAUUUUCAUGCUCGCGUAUACUUUUAGUUUACAGAAAAAAUCAACGUACAUAGAUUCAACCAUUUUACACUGAAAUUUUUUCCGAACGUUAUAUACUAAUAGGAAACUCAAAAUUCAUCUUCCUUUGGCUUAUCUGUAAAAUUGAAAAAAGCAAAACAGUUUUAAAAUUUCAACUAAACGAAAAUCGUAGUUAUUUUUUUACUCAAAAAGAUAAUAAAUUGGUUAGGUGUUUCAAAAAACGUCACAUUAUUUAUCGUAUUUAUCGUUAAACUACACUACUUUUUUGUUUUAUUUGCGUAUUUUUUUUUUUCGAUAAUACAUUUUGUCACGUAAGUUUUAGAAGCUUCGUCUCCAAUAGGUUUGAUUAUUUUCUUGAAAUUUUGUCAUUUUUCAAGUCAAAUUUGUCUAACAAUAUGAACGUAAAGCUAAUUUAUGGCGUUUCAUUCGCCUUGUUUUUAACGUUUAUAUGCGCGAAUGCUUCGUCUCAAAACAGAGUCACUUUAACGUUUCCUACUGUAGGAGGGAAUUCCACAAAUUGUAAUUUAACGACGUUGUCAAAUAAUAUCACUAAUUUAACCAGCGUUACAAUCGGCAAUAAUAACUGGGUUUGCAUUAAUGUGAUUGAUCAUACUUAUCAUACAUGUUCUUGUACGGAAAUCGAUGUUACUCAAUUGAUUUUUCAACUUAUGGUGAGGACAAUUGAGCAAGGUGCUGGGAGUCUUAUGUCAACAGUCGGGACAUUCCUCUUGAAUCUUUUCAGAUGAAUCACUCUUAUCGAGACCUUAAGGUCUCGGCUUGAGCACUUUAUGGAGAUCCUGUUACAAAAGUAUUUUUAAAAAUUUCAAGUAAUAUAUUUUCUUAUUUUUAUUGGCUUAUUCAAUAGAAGUAAACUUAAGAUUGAAUUUAAACUGAAAUAAAAAUUUAAAAUAUCGUGA